AUGACCACUCCCGUCAAGGAAACCUCUCCCGGCCCCGAUGAGUGGCACCAUCUGGAGGAUUUGAAUCAGAGGCGACGGGUCCAGAACCGCCUAUCACAGCGGAAUCGGCGAACCAACCUGCGCAACCAGGUAGCCCAGGGCCAAAAGCAAGAAACGGCCAAGCACUCCGAGACCAAGCAGAACCGACAGCUCUUCUGGGUGCCACCUAAUUCCUCUACCGCAAAGGGGAAAUUGGUGACGACAAAAGGUAACAAGCUCGAGUCGCCUCGCCCCCCAGAUCCAGUGACGCCCCCUGGUCGUUGGCCGGAGAUCUGGCACGCUUCGCUGCACGAGAAACCGUCGGGUGGUGCAUUACACGGUGACCUGGGAGAUGACAUGGAUUCUUGCUGGAUCAACACGCUUAUCCGCUCGCCCGUCCUGCCUAUUGACGACGAUAUGCUGAGCUGCACGCCCCCGAUACCUACAUUCGACACGACCAUGACGUUGGAUGCCGCACCAGUACCGACGGCAAUGCCGGAGAGGGAUGGUGGGCUAUCCGAGGGGAACACAACGCAUAUUCAAGUUCCCUCGGCGAACGGAGUCGAGUUAGGUCGCACGGAAGGCUGCAAGGCACCACAAGAUAUGCACUUCACAGUGCAACCACAACAGCCAAUGACCAGUAUUCACACGGACAAGGACCGCAGGGAUCACUUCUUCGGAUAUGCAGCACUCCACGUGGCUGCCAGUCGGGGCCAUCUUGCUGUUGUGCAGCUGCUCACGGAGCGGGGAAUCCCGGUCGAUCAGUUGAGCAGUGAGAACGAGACAGCCCUGCAUCUGGCAGCGGAGCAGGGCCAUUGUGCUGUCGCACAUUACCUGCUGGAGCGUGGGGCUGACCCACACCGUGGCAACCAGUAUGGCGAAACGGCCCUGCACGUCGCCGCGGGUCAUGGACAUUGCGAUAUUGUCCGCCUGCUUUUCAGCUAUCUACCGGAUUUGAAUAUUGUGGAUCGCAAUGGCCACACGGCGCUCCUUCGGGCAGUAGCGGAGGGACAUGUCGAUGUCGUGCGGGUGUUGCUGGAGCGUGGCAUGGACGCUGGAAUGAAGGUAGGGUGGCCGUUGGAUGAAAAAAGCAUUUGA
Molecule: messenger RNA, 1116 nt
Organism: Aspergillus alliaceus
Lineage: Eukaryota; Fungi; Ascomycota; Eurotiomycetes; Eurotiales; Aspergillaceae
Product: ankyrin repeat-containing domain protein
Exons: 2
Coding region: 1-1116 (371 amino acids)
Molecular function (GO): protein binding
Source: RefSeq, a predicted model, not a curated record